Messenger RNA from Leptonychotes weddellii (Weddell seal), 447 nucleotides. Its product is annotated as histone H2B 1/2. Gene Ontology annotation, molecular function: structural constituent of chromatin; protein heterodimerization activity; DNA binding. The record is from RefSeq and is a predicted model, not a curated record. NCBI's taxonomy places the organism in Eukaryota, Metazoa, Chordata, Mammalia, Carnivora, Phocidae. Gene Ontology annotation, cellular component: nucleosome.
UUAGUUUGGUGCAAUGCCUGAACCAGCUAAAUCAGCUCCGGCCCCCAAAAAGGGCUCCAAAAAGGCGGUGACCAAGGCGCAGAAGAAGGACGGCAAGAAGCGCAAGCGCAGCCGCAAGGAGAGCUACUCGGUGUACGUGUACAAGGUGCUGAAGCAGGUGCACCCUGACACGGGCAUCUCGUCCAAGGCCAUGGGCAUCAUGAACUCGUUCGUCAACGACAUCUUCGAGCGCAUCGCGGGCGAGGCGUCCCGCCUGGCGCAUUACAACAAGCGCUCGACCAUCACGUCGCGGGAGAUCCAGACGGCCGUGCGCCUGCUGCUGCCCGGGGAGCUGGCCAAGCACGCCGUGUCCGAGGGCACCAAGGCCGUCACCAAGUACACCAGCUCCAAAUAAACUUAACAUUUGCAACAGCACCCGCGACAUCAGGCUCUUUUAAGAGCCACCCA